AUGGCAGGGCCCGUCGCCAAAAAGCAGAAGACAGGCUCAAGGUCACAGGAGUCCUCAGAGCCCCGCAUCACCGACCCUCGCUUUGCCAACAUCCAGUCUGAUCCUCGAUACCGCCUCCCAGGACGGAAGGACAAAGUAAAACUAGACAAGCGUUUCAAACGAGCGUUGCAGGAUGAAGACUUCACGCGGAGAGCAAAGGUGGAUAGGUACGGUCGUCCUCUGACGUCGGAUGCAGAGAAGAACCGGUUGAAGAGAAGAUACGAAUUCGAAGAGGACGACGAGGAAAGCGACGAACCAGACGACGACGACGAAGUCCAGAAAGAACUCAAGAAAUUCGAUCCCCUGCGCGAGACUCGAGAUGAUGAUUCUGCAGCCUCUUCUGACGAGAGUACAAGCGACGAAGAGUCCGAUGAAGAAGAAGCGGAGCUUGACGAGGAAGUUGGUAUAGGAGCGACGCAAACCACAGACAUACCUACUGGCGAAGUGACCUCCCGUAUCGCCAUCGUCAAUUUAGACUGGGACAAUAUCCGGGCGGCCGAUCUAAUGGCAGUCUUCACGAGCUUCCUUCCCUCCACAGGCAGUCUUCUCAAAGUAUCAAUAUACCCGAGUGAGUUCGGCAAGGAACGGCUCGAGCGAGAGGAGGUGGAAGGUCCUCCAAAAAACAUUUUCGCUGCUGAUGGCCACUCCGAAUCGGCGGGCUCUGAAGAUGAGGACGAGGCCGACGACGAAGACAUCAAAAAAUCCAUCCUCCAAGCCGACGAUGGUGCUGAUUUCGACUCCGCAGCCUUACGCAAAUAUCAACUUGAACGACUGCGUUACUACUACUGUAUCUUGACGUUCUCAUCCCCAGAUGUCGCAAAACACAUCUAUGACGCCGUUGACGGCACGGAGUACUUGAGAACGGCGAACUUCUUCGACUUGCGCUUCGUGCCUGACGAAACGGAUUUCUCGACAGGCACACCCAAGGAAGAAUGCACAUCGCUCCCGGGCGACUACAAACCAAACACAUUUGUCACGGAUGCGCUUCAACACAGCAAAGUAAAGCUCACGUGGGAUGCAGAGGACGCUGGGCGUAAGGAGACAAUUGCGCGGGCUUUCAAAGGUGGAAGGAAAGAGAUUGAGGAGAACGAUCUGAAGGCGUACCUCGGUAGUGAUUCUUCUGAGGAUGAAGACGAGGGCGAGGACGUUAAAAUGACCGAGACAGCGGGAGGUGGUGAAGUGUCGAAGAAGGAGGCCGAGCGUCAACGUAUGCGCGCCUUGCUCGGCCUCGCGCCCGAACCGGUGAAGAAGUCGAAAGACAAGCAAAAGGGCCCCAUAGGCGAUAUGCAGGUUACAUUCACAUCUGGGCUCAUGAAGGCCGAAGACGAAGGCGGAAAGAAGAAGAAAAAGUCUGUCUUUGAGAACUCGCCAGAGCCCGAAGAGACGACGGUCGAGAAGUACAUCCGCAAGGAGCGCGAACGGAAACAGAAGCGCAAGGAGAAGAUGAAGGGGUCCAAGGGUGCGGGCGAGGACGACGCCGCCUUUACAAACCCAGAUUCCAGUGCUAUCCAUCAUGACGACAACGCCGUCAGCAAUGGUGGCGACGAGGACCUCGGUUUCGACGACCCCUUCUUCGCUGACGAUGCGACCGAACCCUCAGCUCAAUCCGCCAAGGCUCUCGGCACCAAACUGCGCAGAGAGGAGCGUCUGAAGAAGAGAGCAGAACGCGAAGCCGAGGAGGAGAUUGAGCGCAAACAACGCGCCGAACUGGAACUGCUCAUGGCCGACGACCUAGCUGGUACUGGGGGCGGCGACGGCAAGGACGGAUCGACCAGGAUCCGACACUUUGACAUGAAGGAGAUUGAACGCGCCGAGAAGCAGGCGCGCAAGAAGGGCAAGAAGGCCCACAAGAAGGACAAACGCGGUGGACAAAAUGCGGCCGCUGAGGACGACUUCAACAUGGACACGUCCGAUCCUCGCUUCGCCCGGCUUUUCUCGAGCCACGAGUACGCCAUUGAUCCGACGAACCCGAGGUUCAAGGGCACGAAAGGCAUGAAGGCACUUCUCGAGGAGGGGAGGAAGAGAAAGCACGGCAGAAACAACGGCGAUGGCAACCUCGAAUCAACUGGCGAGCGCGAGGUGAGCCGGAGAGAAACAGGUGGCGCCGCCUCUUCGGAUGUAAAGAGCCUGGUCGAGAAGAUCAAGAGGCAGAGCAAAAAGUAG
Molecule: messenger RNA, 2202 nt
Organism: Exophiala spinifera
Lineage: Eukaryota; Fungi; Ascomycota; Eurotiomycetes; Chaetothyriales; Herpotrichiellaceae
Exons: 1
Coding region: 1-2202 (733 amino acids)
Biological process (GO): rRNA processing
Cellular component (GO): nucleus
Molecular function (GO): RNA binding
Source: RefSeq, a predicted model, not a curated record